AUGUCUCAAGCGUAUUUGCUUUGGAAGCGGUCGUUGUUGACCGGAGGUGGGAUCAUAGGCACGGGUGUGCUUCUGUAUAUUUUUACGACGCCGACCGAGGAGCAGCUUGUUGCGAAACUUUCGCCAGAGUUGCGUGCAGAUUACGAGCGCAAUAAAGAGCUACGUCAGAGAGAGCAGCAGAUGUUGAUGGAGAUUGUGAAACAAACGGCUGCGUCGAACGAGCCGAUUUGGAAGACUGGGUCGCUUGUUUCGCCGUGGGACAAGGAGUUCCAGCCGUCGAGCGAAAGUUUCCUGGUGAAGCGAGAGCGAUUCGAAAGAGAACAGGCCGAAGCACGCCAGAGACAGGAGCUUGAACGGCUGAAGCAGGAAGCCAAGCUGACCGAGACUGUUGUUGCGCCAAAGAGCUCGAAAUGGAAGUUCUGGUCCAAAGAUUAA
Ogataea philodendri is the source of this 435-nucleotide messenger RNA. RefSeq lists its product as uncharacterized. NCBI's taxonomy places the organism in Eukaryota, Fungi, Ascomycota, Pichiomycetes, Pichiales, Pichiaceae. Gene Ontology annotation, biological process: mitochondrial respiratory chain complex III assembly. The transcript has a single exon. The coding region runs from base 1 to 435 and encodes 144 amino acids. Gene Ontology annotation, cellular component: mitochondrial membrane. The record is from RefSeq and is a predicted model, not a curated record.